Pelobates fuscus (common spadefoot toad) is the source of this 5494-nucleotide messenger RNA. It is a transcript of the gene PBXIP1, whose product is annotated as PBX homeobox interacting protein 1. The coding region runs from base 140 to 3505 and encodes 1121 amino acids. Gene Ontology annotation, cellular component: membrane. The record is from RefSeq and is a predicted model, not a curated record. Lineage: Eukaryota; Metazoa; Chordata; Amphibia; Anura; Pelobatidae. The transcript is spliced from 12 exons.
AAGUCACGUGGGGCUGGAGCUGAACCUGAGAACUUUGAGAAAGUGAGGAGAAUUGAGCAGAGUGAGAGCUGGAGUGAGCUUCACACUGACUGCACUCACCGUGGGGAGAGGAUAAAUCUGUUCAUGAGCGGGGAGGACAAUGGCCGAUGCUGCGGAUUCCAGAGACUCCGAGAAUAACUGGGUGAUUGCAAACAACGAGCAGGCAUUUCCUGUAGAGACUUUGGGAGCAGCACAGACAGGGUCACCUAAUGUUCCUGAGGAUCAUGGGCCAGCAGAUUCUGAAAAAAGCCACAAAGCUGAAGAAAUCGAAAGUUCUUCAAGUCUGAAAGAGACAAAGGAUAGUGAACCACCAUCACUCCCUGCUGAAACUCUGAUACCAGAACAGCAAGUCGAUAUAACUCCAGAGGAGCCGGAAGUCAUCCCAGAGGACACAGAGCAACUUCUUCCCAAACCACGCUCUGCAUUUACAAGUAAAGUAGAGCACUGCGUUCUGAGUCUAGCGCAGUACAUUCCCGACACAUUGAAGAGCUGGGGAGAGAGCUCCGCUAGCAGAACAGAUGAAGAUCUGGAAGAAGUGAGUUGCUCUAGCAGUGAUGAUGACGUUGAGGGUCUCAGAAAGCGGAAGUUGAGAGGAACCUCUCCAGUCAGUGUUGGAGCCGUUCCCAAGGAAGUUGCUGAGCAAGAGGAAGAUGGGGGAUUUGGUCUGACGCUCAAUAAGUGCAUCAUCGCUGCCCUGGCAUUGAUUGGCAUUGGAUUCUUGGCAUUCUCAGGGGGAUUUGGGACAGAGGAAGAUUCACCACAGACGGUAAUAACGCGCAGCGUGAGUGGAGAAGAUGGGCAGCCACAAGCCAUUGCUGAUAUACAGGAUUGGAUGGAAAAACAUGCUGCACAAUUUUCAGGGGAUCCUGGAAGUUUCAAGGUGAUAAGUGAUCUUCUGGACAAAGUGGCCAAAGAGAAUCAAGACAUUCGGCAUAUGCAGGCUAAGCUCCAGGCACAGAAAGAGGAACUUGAAUCGUUGUUAAAUAUCAGUGAAAGUGAACGGGUCUCUCCAAGCCCCCAGCAUGAAGGACUGUCAGAAGAGAAUAUUAGACUGAAGGAUGUGCUGCUGAAGGAGGAGACAGCCCACUUGUCUGCUCAGGAAGAGCUACAGAGUCUGCAGGAGAAAUUGGAGACCCUGGAGGGCAAUAGUCUCGAAAGUCAACAGUUGGUUUUAGAGAACACAAAGCUGAAAGAAGAACUAGACAUUUCCAGGAAGCAGAUUGAAAGCUUCUUGACACAGAAAGAGACAUUGGUGGCAGAAUCUCAGAUGCUUAGGCAGGAACUGGACAAACAACGGUCAUUAGUGGCCUCUAUCAGGCGAGAUUUGGAAAGUCUGACUACACAGCAAGACACCCCUGACUUAGUGGUGGAUGAACAGCAACUGCAGGGGAAGAUUUCAGAUUUAAGUAGUCGUUUGGCAUUGGAAGUACAAAGGUCAGAGACAUGGGAGAAGACCUAUGUAGAGCAUGCAGAGAAGAGGAAGGCACAAGUUGGGGAUCACAGCCACAAAGAGUGGAAGAAGGGAGAGAGACAGAGCAGAACUUCCAAUAUGUCCAUAUCGGCAGGAGAGUUCAAAAAGUUUGGGAAGGAUCAUGGUCGAAGACAGAAAGAAGGAGAGGUAAAGGAACCUCAGCAUGAAGAGUGGAAGAGAAAGAAGCAUGAGCAUCGUGAAGAGCAGAAGGAGCAGCCAUGGCAUAAUAAGAAGCACAGGGAAUGGGAAAGAGAGCAACAGAGGAAAGAACUCCAAACGGAGAGCACUGUGGAAGAAUUAGGGAAAAUCCAAGAGCAAAGGCACUCCGACUCUGCUCAUCAUUCUCAUGAGAACACAGAGAGAAACUGGAAGGAAAAACAUUCAAAGCAUCACCACGGAGAGACUGAAGGUGGAUUUCAUCCUCGUAAGGGACAAAAGGAUUUUCAUGCUCAGAAAGAAGAAGAGGAUAACCAUAAGAGAAAGGAGCAAGGGGAAAAAAAACACAAGAAGGACUCACACCACAGACACCAUGAACACAACAAGUUCUGGAAAAAGUUAUCAGAUCACCAGUACCGUAUCCCAGAGGGAUGCUCAGGUUUGGAAGACUGUGCACGGAAAGAUGGCAUUGAUCUCUUUAACUUGGAGCUAAAGCCAGUUCAAAGGAAGCAGUUUGAAGACCUCCUUAAAAGUUACUUGGCCAAAACCAAUUUCUCUGAUCACCUGCCAGGACUUAUCCCACUUCUUGAUGGUUUUUUUGAGGGGCCUGUCUUUUCUCAUGACAAAAUUCGCUUCCGGGACUUUGUGGACGAUGUAGAAGAUUUCCUUGAAGACCUGGCCAAGAAGGAGACUGGAAGUGAUGAUGCAGUGGACGAUUUUGAGAAGUAUGUCUACAUCCAUUUCUUUGGUGAAGAAGCCACUAAGAAGAAGAGAUACAAUAAGAAAGACGCCCACAAGAAAACUGACCCUGACAAGGACCACUGGAAGAAGUCGUCCAUACAUGAACCUCACCACCACCGUAACACAGAACCUCGUAAGAAACCAGCGCAGAUGGAGAACAGCCAGGCUGAAUCCAGACAUAAAUCAUCCAAGGAAGGAAAGGAUCCUCACACUUCUAAAUACAAACCUUCCGUAAAAACCUACCGGGAUAAUGAUGUGCCUUCUCAUCAGAACCAACAGAGGACACCAAAUCGGCAUUACCAGGAAAAACAAGACGACAAAGAUCACAAAUAUGAACAUGAAGGAACCCAAAAUUAUAAAUCUACUAAAUAUCACUUCCACAAAGAUAGAGAUGAACAUGGGCACAAAAAGUUCAAUCCACGAUAUGAGGAGGAAGUGGGACUAAAUUACCAUCAUGUGGAGAAGGGGUCCAACUUUAAAAAGGAGCAGAAUUAUCACCAGCUGGACCGCAAAACCUACAAACCUCAAAAUGAAAAAAGAGAAGGGGAUGCCCAUGGCUACAAGCACAAAAAGUACGAUACAUAUGAUGAGAGUUGGUCACAAAGCCGCCAUAAAAAGAACAAGGAAGAGGUGGGACAUCAGAAGUAUGGUGACCACAAGCCAACGUUUGAGAGUAAUGGAAAGCCGGAACAAGGUCAUAAGGCUAAAUACACAUCACCCCACAAUCAGAAUGAGAGAGAUGGAAAGCCAGUAAACCUUCAAGAUCACAAACUUCACAAGCAGAAGCAUGAAAAAGAUAUGUUUAACAAACAUCACAAAAUGUCUAAAGAACAUCAUAGGGAAUAUGAAAGUCAUGACCAUUAUAACGUUUACCAGAAAUCACCAGAAAAAAAGCCUUGGAAGGAAUCAAGAAAUCAUGAACAAGGACCAGAUGAGUUCUCCUAUAAUAAAGACAGGAAGGCUUUCCACCAUUAUUCUUCCGAUCGAAAAUCUAAUAAGGACAGAAACAAAAAUCACCACAAGGCUUCUAACCACAAGUGGCAGAAAGAAAAUCCACGUGACCAUAAACACAACAUCAACACUGAUGGCGACAACUAGCAAAGAGACAAGGAUCCCAAACGCAGAGAGCAGUGGUAACGAGGCUGACCUGUAUGAAAUCCAUCAAACAAUAGCCUUUCUAUCAGCCCAACAUUUUAAAAACAUGAUUUCAUAUUCCAAUUUUAUAUCUGCACACCCAACAAUUCAUUUUAUUUUUCAGAUGUUUUAGGUACUGCAAUUAUUUGAAAGUCGUUCACCAAUUAUUAAUCUUAGAUCCACAAAGCACUUUGUCCCAACGUCUAUUGUUUAUUCACUGGCCUUUCAAAGGGGGAGGGUACAGUGAAACCCCCAUUCAAAUUGCACUUUGGCCCCUUUAUCACUUUUUUAUAUAUUUAUAAACUUUUUUUUUUCUUUUUUUGAGAGCACUGAUUUUCUUCAAUGUCCAUCCUCCUGCUAAGUCAGUACCUCUGAGAACCAGUGGUCAUUUGAAAACCGAUAUUGCCCCAAUAAUAGACUGCACUGUAAAUAUCUAGUCUCCUUCAUGCCUGCCACCACUGACUGCGUCUAUUUUGAGAUGGUCUUUUUUUUGGUUUUUUUUUGUCUUCUCCUGCGCUGAGAUGUUUCUGUAUAUACCGGUAGAUACGAGGACCUGACUUAACUCACACUUUUUUCUCCACGACCAGUGCUUUAGAAGAAAAUUUCCACCAGUGGCUGCGAGAUAUCGAGUCUGCUCUGCCAUUACCUGCUGUAUUGUCCAAGUCUGAGGUGUCUGUGUGUAUUUAAUGUGCCUUAAUUUAUGAAGGAUAAAGUAGGUUUCAUAAAUAGGAUCUCUUCAUCCACUCCUUAGUCCUGUUUGGUCAAAUCCAAAUUCAAGCUUUGGAAUCCCUUUCUCAAGAACAUAGAAUAAGCUGUGCUUAGUUAAAAAAUAAAAAUAGACUACUGAUCUGAUGUUAAAUAAUACUUUUGUCAUUUGCGUGUCAUAUCUAGCCUUCCUAUUCUCUAAGAUCGUUCCCACCACUGCGGUGUUGUGGACACAAAGUGCUGGUCACUCUGUUAUAGAAAGAUUAAUUUGCUAGUAGCAGAUACACCGUGGGUUUAUUAGCUGUGUUGCCAAAGUACUUUGUUGUUUGACUUUACUGGUCGGGUACUUUACAAAUCCAUUAAUAACUUUUUAAUAAAAAGUCUCUAAAUGUACGUCACUGAACUCAGAUAUACCUUACCUGGUAUUUUAUAAGCAGCUAUGAAGAAAAGGGCAUACUGAAAGAUACAUUUUCAUUUAGCGCAGAAGAGGACUGGGCACACUAUUCGGCAGGUAUGACCCCCAGCAAUUAUUUAAGGACAGUUUUUCUUAAAGGGACAUUCUACGGAGUUAAACGGUUUAAUUUUAACAUACAUACUGCCUUAAAUGUGUGGUUUAAUAUUUAUAAUCUGCAAAAGCAUGUAUGCGUCCUGCUAAUUUCACCGUGCCAGAAGGUUUCAGCAGCUUGUUUUGUUAUGCUUUUAAUUUGUGCUUUUUCUAAUUUUAUUUUGUGGCACAUAUGACUGUAUUUGUGAGUGUACACUGGAUUGUUUUAUUUUCUAAUUGUGUGUUUUCAGACUUGUUUUGUAGUGAAUUUGUCAUCCAAACCGUACCUGUCACAGGUUUGUACAGCUUUAACAAAAAAAAAAAAAAUCUAUUAUUCAUGGUUAAAAUGAGUCACGGAUGCUCUGACAUCAACCCAACAUCCGGAGGAGGAAUUGUCCCAUGUUUCGCAUUACAUUGAUGAGGUCACAUUUAUAACCGGUCUGUAGCUUGUUGAUGAUGUCACAUUGAUGGUGGGGCUUUAGCCAUUACUGUUAUGCUGUUUAAUAUGUUCUCUAACACAUUCUGUGAGAAUCUAUAAACCUGACACACGGAUUGUUUAAAUAAUGUUUUUUUGUUAACUCCUUACCUAUCAGCGAGGUAAUUUGUUUUUUUUUUUGUUUUGUUUUUUUUAUUGUAAUCCCUAUGCUGCUGGGGAUAGCAAAAGCACUUUUAAGAUGAAGAUUAAAAUUUUAAAAAUUAAAAAA